Molecule: messenger RNA, 1069 nt
Organism: Olea europaea var. sylvestris
Lineage: Eukaryota; Viridiplantae; Streptophyta; Magnoliopsida; Lamiales; Oleaceae
Product: B2 protein
Exons: 4
Coding region: 440-787 (115 amino acids)
Biological process (GO): response to endoplasmic reticulum stress
Source: RefSeq, a predicted model, not a curated record
GAUUGUUGGAGAAUUAUGUAAUAUUUCUUUUCCCCCAGGAGGUGUGUGAUUGUUCAUGAUCGUGAUCGGAAGAUCUAAUUUCUGGUUAUAAUUAUCCAGGUUUGGUCGAAAGAACAUGCUCGAUGUCAUUUGUUAGAUCAGAGGAUGGGUUUAGUUUAGGUUUUUUGUCAUUAGUCCAGGUUAGAAAGUUUUGAUAGUGGAGGUCAUUGCGAACCUAAAAUUCCUUCGAACUUCAGCUAUUGAAAUUAAUUUACGGGAUCUAGAUCAUGAAAUAAUACGCAGUUGAAGACAAAAUACACAUAUUUGAAGCUGAGAUUUGUUUGUCUUAGUUUGUGUUUUGCCGUUACACAUGUUUGAUUUUUCUGGUAUUUCAUAGUUUCUGUUUGUUAUUUGAGUGUAAUGCUUUCAUUGUUUGUGCAUCUCUUAAUGUGCUCCAAUAAUGACUUCAGGUUUGCCUCCUCGCUACCGAGAUUCAGUCCGAGCAAUAACUCCAGGAUUGCCUCUCUUCCUCUACAACUACUCAACCCACCAACUCCACGGAAUUUUUGAGGCUGCAAGCUUUGGUGGCACAAAUAUUGAUCCAACUGCUUGGGAGGACAAGAAAAACCCUGGGGAAUCGCGCUUCCCUGCUCAGGUGCGCGUGCUGACAAGGAAGGUUUAUGAGCCUUUGGAAGAGGACUCUUUCAGACCAAUUCUUCACCAUUACGAUGGUCCUAAGUUUCGGCUUGAACUGAAUGUCCCCGAGGCGAUCUCCCUUUUGGACAUUUUUGCAGAAAAUGAUCCUUGAACACAUGGCACUGAAAGUACAGGCAAACGCAUACAAUACACGGGAGAUGAACAGAUAUUAAUGUAUAGAAUGAUAGGAGUUCUUUGAAGAGGCAAAUACUCCACUUUUCUGUAUUAUGGGAAUGCAUAAUAUGCUGUAGAAAAUAAUGAAGAAGGAUUUGAAACUUGUUUGAAUAUGUAUCUUCCUAUGAUUGUUAUACAAAGUCCUAUGUUGUCGUGUGUUAGCAAAUGCAGUUGUAAGUUAUAUAGCGGCAUUUAUGUUCUACGUGAAUUGUUUACUUUA